CACUUUUUCACUGUCAAUUUUUGUGGUGUUUUCGUGUCUUCUUUCAUUACGAUAAAAUUUUUUAACAAUUUUAUUUUUUCGAACAGUUACUUGUUGAAAGAAUUGCUCUAGAUAUGAGUCGAAUAUAAAACAAAAUUGGGUAUUACGUCCUAGUUUUGCUUUGAAAGUAUCUAUUUUAUAUACGCUGUUAUAGUGAAAAAAGUUAAAAUAUAAAUAUUAUGGCGCUUAAUUGCUUUCGACAACUUUCUAAAGCCGUAAGAGGAGCUCAGAUAUCAAUGAUACAAUGUCAAAGAACGAUAAGCACAACAGAUCCAGCAAGACUCGGUAUGAUACCGAUUGUAGUCGAACAAACUGGAAGAGGUGAACGUGCUUACGAUAUAUAUUCAAGAUUGCUCCGCGAGCGUAUCAUUUGUCUCAUGGGUCCAAUCAAUGACGACAUUAGCUCCUUAGUUGUAGCUCAGUUGUUAUUCUUACAGUCCGAAUCUAGUAAAAAGCCUGUCCACCUCUAUAUUAACUCGCCAGGCGGUAAUGUGACAUCUGGACUUGGUAUAUAUGAUACCAUGCAGUACAUAACGCCGCCGGUAGCGACAUGGUGUGUUGGACAAGCUUGUAGUAUGGCUUCAUUGCUUUUAGCUGCUGGAGCACCUGGUAUGCGCCAUGCGUUACCUAAUUCACGUAUUAUGAUACACCAACCAUCGGGAGGUGUGAGAGGCCAAGCUACUGAUAUACAAAUACAGGCAGAAGAGAUAUUAAAGCUAAAAAAACAAAUUAACAAUCUCUAUGUUCGUCAUACUGGCUUACCGAUAGAAAAAGUACAAAGUUCUAUGGAGCGUGAUCAUUUCAUGUCACCGACCGAAGCUAAAGCAUUUGGUCUAAUUGAUAACAUUCUGGAACAUCCUCCUUCACAUGCUAUGGAAAAUGAAUGUGCACCGGCAACCUCAACUCCAAGUACAACUACUUCUACAGAUUAAAUAUUGUAAUAAAUGAUUAGGAUAUCUAAUUAUGGUAUAAUAAUAUAAACAUGUUGAAUUUUA
Melitaea cinxia (Glanville fritillary) is the source of this 1034-nucleotide messenger RNA. RefSeq names its product ATP-dependent Clp protease proteolytic subunit (gene ClpP). The record is from RefSeq and is a predicted model, not a curated record. Gene Ontology annotation, cellular component: endopeptidase Clp complex. The transcript has a single exon. The coding region runs from base 219 to 971 and encodes 250 amino acids. Gene Ontology annotation, molecular function: ATP-dependent peptidase activity; serine-type endopeptidase activity; ATPase binding. Gene Ontology annotation, biological process: protein quality control for misfolded or incompletely synthesized proteins. NCBI's taxonomy places the organism in Eukaryota, Metazoa, Arthropoda, Insecta, Lepidoptera, Nymphalidae.